CAGAUGGCGCCAGGUCACAUUCAGCUCACCCAAAAAAGAGCACGUUGAGCCACUUCCUCACAAAACACCAGCGGGCGGGGCCGACACUGCCAGAAGGGGCGUGGUCAAAAGAUGGAGAGCCGAUGCAGCAGCAGCGCCGACUCCAGGCAGGGGGUCCGCGUGGUGGUCAACUCCACGUCCAUGUCAGCGCGCGUGGACUCGUAUGAGGCGGUGGAGAAGAAGUGCAUCUCAGAUGUCAGGAGGACCUUCUGCCUCUUUGUCACCUUUGACCUUCUGUUCAUCACCUUGCUGUGGAUCAUCGAGCUCAACGUGAACGGCGGCAUUCCCAAGCAGUUGGAUCAAGAAGUCCUCCAUUACGACUACCACGCCUCCUUCUUUGACAUUUUUCUGCUGGCCGUGUUCAGGUUCGCCUCGCUCAUCCUGGCCUACGCCGUCUGCAGGCUGCGUCACUGGUGGGCCAUAGCGAUCACCACCGCGCUCUGCUGCGCCUUCCUGAUUGUCAAAGUCAUUUUAUCCAAGCUGCUGUCUCAGGGAGCUUUUGGGUACCUGCUGCCCAUCAUCUCCUUCGUUCUGGCCUGGAUAGAAACAUGGCUGCUGGACUUCAAGGUUCUUCCUCAGGAGGCAGAAGAUGACAACAGGUUCCAGUCCUUCUUGGACGCUAGCGAGCGAGCGCCUCUCUUGUGUCCCGGUCCCAUGUCUGACGGGCAGUUCUACUCGCCGCCCGAGUCCGUGGCAGACACUGACGAGGACCUGGACGACAAACAAGGACUCUUUUAAGGAUGUCGUCAGAGGAAGUUAUUGGUCCGCUUUGAAAGGAAAACUGCGCCUUACGCUUUUUUACAUUUGAAUGUCGCACACAAGAACGCUAAAGGAAUUAAGAGGUCAAUGAAGCCAUGUUGGCGUCCUCGAUAAGCUAUUAGAGAAGAUACGCUUUGCUCUGCAUGAAAGGAAGAUGCUGAGGCCAGUCAGACGCUCACCCUCCACAAGAAAUGCGCAGCCUUUCCAAAAUAAAAGUGUCAAGAAGGUGAA
Molecule: messenger RNA, 1029 nt
Organism: Entelurus aequoreus (snake pipefish)
Lineage: Eukaryota; Metazoa; Chordata; Actinopteri; Syngnathiformes; Syngnathidae
Product: STARD3 N-terminal-like protein
Exons: 8
Coding region: 112-777 (221 amino acids)
Source: RefSeq, a predicted model, not a curated record